AUGAACAGCAAAGGAGGCAAACAAAGAAAUAAAGCAAAUGAACAACGGGAGAAACAAAUGGCAAGAAAAAAAGAAAACAGCAAAAAAAUAGUGAGAGAGAUCAAUAAGAAAAGAAGAAGCAAGAAAACAAGACGAACAGCAAGAAAAGCGAAUGAAGAAGAAGCAAGGAAAACAAAACGAAUAGCAAGAAAGGUGAAUGGUAAGAGAAUAAUAAGAAAACGAAUAAAGAAAAAAGAAAACAAACGGCAAGGAAGGCAAAUAAUAAGAAAAAGAAGCAAACAAAAAAAUAAGAAAGCAAAUGAACAAUGGGAGAAGCAAAUGACAAGAAAGGAAGGAAAAUGGCAAGAAAAUAGUGAGGGAGGCCAACAAGAAAAGAAGCAAGGAAGACAAGACGAAUG
Messenger RNA from Acaulospora morrowiae, 398 nucleotides. Lineage: Eukaryota; Fungi; Glomeromycota; Glomeromycetes; Diversisporales; Acaulosporaceae. The record is from the annotation of a GenBank genome assembly.